AUGCCAUUCUGCACUAACUGUGGUCAAAGUAUUUCGUUUUCAGCAAAGUUUUGUACUAACUGUGGCACCCCAGUAAAGUCAACUCCUUCCAAUAAUCUUAAAACUGCUAGUUUAACACCAACAAUAACCAAAUCCUCUACUUCGUCUUCUCUAAAACCUGUUACAAGCACUAACACAACUCGAAGUACUAAACCAACUUCAAGUAAUUCGACCUCUUCAAGUUCUUCAAUAAGUAGUAAAAAAAGUUAUUUUGAAAGUAAAGAUAAAGAAGUACAAAAGGAAAAGAAAGUAAAACAACCCAAAGAAAAAUCUCAUAUCCAUUUUGUUUUUAGUAGUAGCCCUGACCCAAUGACUCAUAGCUUAACACCAACAUCUUCUGACUUUGAUUUUAUUCAGAGAGAUCAUAAAGACACUUAUGAAGAAACUAAAAAACAAAGAGAAAAACAAGAACAAAAAAGAAAAAAACAAGAAGAAAAAGCUCGUUUUGAAAAAUCAAGUCAAGUAAAAAGUAGUUCAACAUCACUUCCUACUUCGAUAAAUUUAAAAAAAAAGGGAGAUGUUAUUGUAUCUAUUGGAUCACCAAAAUCAUCAUCAACAAGUGAGAUAAAGAAAUGUAAGUAUUGUCAUCAAAAUAUAAAUAGAAAUGAAAGUUAUAAAAUAGUAUUUGGGAAUUAUUAUCAUGACAAAUGUGUUCAUUGUUAUAAGUGUAAUCAAAGAAUAUACUCUACUUCAAAAUUUUAUAAUCAUAAAGGAAAAAUUAUUUGUCAUCCAUGUAUGUUAAAAAAAUUACCUAAAUGUACUCAUUGUAAUAACCCAAUUAAAGGAAAUUGUGUUGUUGUUGGAAAUAAAAAUUAUCAUCCAGAAUGUGCUCCUUCUUGUUAA
Messenger RNA from Entamoeba dispar SAW760, 882 nucleotides. RefSeq lists its product as uncharacterized. The transcript has a single exon. The coding region runs from base 1 to 882 and encodes 293 amino acids. NCBI's taxonomy places the organism in Eukaryota, Evosea, Mastigamoebida, Endamoebidae. The record is from RefSeq and is a predicted model, not a curated record.